AUGUGGCGACAGGAAGACACAGAAGAAGGUAAUCACCAACUUCUAACAUUGGUUCAUGGAGUGGACCGUAAAGGAAGACCAGUAAUCAAGGCAUAUAUUGGAAACUCUAAGCAUCCUGUAUAUCAAGAGUAUCAACACGCCAUUGAUAAACACUGUCAAAAGGCUGCGAGGCUCGCUGCUUCCUCCAGAGCCACUUUUUCGCCACAUGGGGCUAACAACAGUCGUUUUUAUUAUUAUUCAGAGAGUUGUAGUGAAUCCUCACCUUGCACUCGCGUUCUUACUCGGAAUACCUUGAAUGUUACCGGCGCUAGAUCAAGGCCCAUGAUACCUGACUUACGAGACAUGCGUUUUAUGAGUUCCAGACUGCGAUGUUCGUUAAUGUUACACUCGUGUUUAGGAGAAACGGGGAAAGAACGUGACUUUCCACCACGCAUUCCCAUUCGGGUCAAGAAACAGCCCCCUUCAGACUGUCCAAAGAAAGGGACACCUCCUUCGACACAAAACUCUGCGGGGGAGACGAUUAAAGAUAAAAAUGUAACACAACCUGCUUCCUCGGAGGCUAAAAAGAAAGGUUAUUGCAAGGGUUGCAAAGUUUAG
Messenger RNA from Pocillopora meandrina, 597 nucleotides. The record is from the annotation of a GenBank genome assembly. Lineage: Eukaryota; Metazoa; Cnidaria; Anthozoa; Scleractinia; Pocilloporidae.